AAUGAACCACAAAUAACGUUCCGGGCGUUAUUCUCUUGUGAACUGCGAUGGGCCAUAUUGAUAGCGAUAUUUCUGAUGUUUAUGCAACAAAUGAGUGGUAUCAAUGCGGCGAUGUAUUACUCAAAUGACAUAUUCAAAUCAGCCGGACUCGUCGGAAAUCAAAUCAUUUGGGCCACUUGUGCCAUGAUGUUAGUUAACGUGCUUACGACGUUGGCAUCCACAUGGCUGGUUGAUCAUCCUCUGUUCGGUCGUCGUUUCUUGCUGUUGACUGGUAUGAUUGGGAUGUUCAUAAUGUCCAUUGGCGUUGUCAUCGCACUGGUUCUCAUUAAUAAAAGAAGUUAUGUGAGCGAAGCUCGUGUUGCAGCUAUCCUUUUCAUGCUGCUCUUUGUGAUCGCCUUCGCCACUGGACCAGGAUCAAUUCCAUGGUUUUAUGUGAGCGAACUGUUUGCGUCAAACGCAAGAGCAAGUGCCACAUCGAUUGCGUGUGCUGUCAACUGGCUAAUGAAUUUUGUCGUUGGACUCUUAUUUCCACCACUUCAGGAAUAUUUAACCACCUACACGUUCUUGGUGUUUACAGUAGCAUUACUGAUAUGUACGAUCAUAACCGUAAUCUACGUUCCCGAAACAAAAGGCAAAAGUGUUGAAGAUGUACAAAAAGAUCUGGAUAGAACGCGUCCAUCAUGCAUUUAG
Molecule: messenger RNA, 690 nt
Organism: Anisakis simplex (herring worm)
Lineage: Eukaryota; Metazoa; Nematoda; Chromadorea; Rhabditida; Anisakidae
Source: the annotation of a GenBank genome assembly